This is a messenger RNA of Passer domesticus (house sparrow), 1440 nucleotides long. Its product is annotated as nephrin-like. Lineage: Eukaryota; Metazoa; Chordata; Aves; Passeriformes; Passeridae. Bases 588 to 1403 code for a protein of 271 amino acids. The record is from RefSeq and is a predicted model, not a curated record. Gene Ontology annotation, cellular component: plasma membrane; neuronal cell body; axon. Gene Ontology annotation, biological process: synapse organization; homophilic cell-cell adhesion. The transcript is spliced from 6 exons. Gene Ontology annotation, molecular function: axon guidance receptor activity.
GGGACUGGGAGGGUUAUAAGUGGUUACUGGUUUAUACUGGGAGGGACUGGGGGUUAUAAAGGGUUUCUGGUUUAUACUGGUUUGUACUGGGAGGGACUGGGGGGGUUAUAAGAGUUACUGGUUUAUACUGGGAGGGACUGGGAGCGACUGGGAGGGGUUACAAACUGCAUUUGGGGUUACUGGUUUAUACUGGUUUAUACUGGGAACGGGUUUGGAAGGCACUGGGGGUUGCUGGGAUGGAGCUGGGCGGCCCAUACUGGUUUAUACUGGUUUAUACUGGUCCGUACUGGUUUGUACUGGUCCGUACUGGUGCAGACGCGCUGCUGAUGACAGUGAUGGGGUCCCUGGGGCCUAACUGGUUUAUACUGGGACAUACUGGGAACAGGUUUGGAAGGCACUGGGGGUUACUGGGGUGGAGCUGGGCGGCCCAUACUGGUCCGUACUGGUUUAUACUGGUUUAUAUUGGUCCAUACUGGUGCGUACUGGUGCAGACGCGCCGCUGGUGACAGUCACAGCCUAACUGGGAUGUACUGGUUUGUACUGGUUUAUACUGGGAACGGGUUUGGAAGGCACUGGGGGUUACUGGGAUGGAGCUGGGCGGCCCAUACUGGUCCAUACUGGUCUGUACUGGUCCGUACUGGUGUGUACUGGUGUGUACUGGUGCAGACGCGCCGGUGGUGAGCGCGGGCCCGUCGCCCGUGCUGGUUCCGGAAGGUUCCGAGGCCGUGCUGGGGCUGUCGGUGCGCGCCCAUCCCCCACCCGAGCGCUGCGCCUGGAGCCUGCGGGGGAGGGGCAUCAGCCCCGAGGGGUCCCCGCGGUUCCGGCAGUCGCCAGGGGGCGCUCUCGUCAUCGCCAACGUCACCCGCGCCGACAGCGCCCCCUACCGGGUGUGGUGCCACAACGCCGAGGGCGGGGCCGGCGCUGACGUCACGCUGCUGGUCCAGGUGCCCCCCCGCAUCGUCCGCGCCCCCGACCCGGUGGUGGUGGACGAGGGGGGGGAGGGGCAGCUGCUGUGCGAGGCCCAGGGCAGCCCCCUCCCCCCGGGCAGCGUGCGCUGGCUCGCCUGGGCAGCCCCCUCCCCCGGGCAGCGUGCGCUGGGCUCGCCUGGGCGAGGCGGGCUCGCGGGCUGGCGCUGCCGCCGGGGCUGGAGCCGCUGCCGGGGGGUGCCGGGGGCGCCUGCGGGUCUCGGGGGCGCGCGGGAGCUGGGGGGGCCCUACGAGUGCCGCGUGGACUCGGGGGUGCCGCCCCCCGCCCGCGCCGUCGUGCGCCUGCUCGUCACCUACGGCCCCGAGAUGGAGGCGGAGCCAGAGGAGGGGGCGGAGCGGGGGUGGUGCUGGUGCCCGAGGGGGCGGAGUCAGCGACGCUGCGGUGCCGAGCGCGGGGCGUGCCGGGGGUGGAGCUGAGCUGGGAGAGGAACGGGAGGAGCCUGAGCCCCGGGGA